Symbiodinium necroappetens is the source of this 465-nucleotide messenger RNA. The record is from the annotation of a GenBank genome assembly. NCBI's taxonomy places the organism in Eukaryota, Dinophyceae, Suessiales, Symbiodiniaceae.
GGUGUGCAAAUCUUUCUGAGAGCGCGCUGCUCUCUAAUCUGUAUAAGGCCCUUGCUGGGCAGCUGCAAGUUUCAGCAUCAGUUCGGCCUGAACAGGAUUCAUGCACUGCACGCGGUAGAUGGUCUCCAGGACGAUUUGGACAUGAUUGCUGACGGGCGAAGGCGGGCCGUUGAAGCCUCCCCAUCAGAUUCCAUUCUGCAUCAGCGUACGGUUGGAGAGCGGCGGCAUUGCAAACGAGGCAUUCGAAGUGGAGCCUCCGGGAAUGGCCGCAGGCAUCCUCUGAAAUUGAGGAACCUGGGUGCGAAAGUCGCGGUUGUAGAGCUCUUCCUCGGUGAUGUGGUGCGUGUAAGCCUGGCCGCGCUUCACGUGGAACUCUUGGUACAUAGCAUUCCCGCGUCGCCUGGCACCCAGGAUAAAGCGAGCCGACAAAGCAACCAAGGGAUUACCACAUCUCACUGCCAUUGA